Knipowitschia caucasica is the source of this 1098-nucleotide messenger RNA. NCBI's taxonomy places the organism in Eukaryota, Metazoa, Chordata, Actinopteri, Gobiiformes, Gobiidae. The record is from the annotation of a GenBank genome assembly.
AUGACCCACUCCACAGAGCAGGAUCAACCUCACAGAGCACCCAGGACCCCCACACAGCACCCCAAGACCUACAUACAGCACCCCAAGACCUACAUACAGCACCCCAAGACCUACAGACAGCACCCCAAGACCUACAUACAGCACCCCAAGACCUACAUACAGCACCCCAAGGACCUCACAUACAGCACCCCAAGACCUACAUACAGCACCCCAAGACUACAUACAGCACCCCAAGACCUACAUACAGCACCCCCAAGACCUACAUACAGCACCCCAAGAACCUACAUACAGCACCCCAAGACCUACAUACAGCACCCAAUACCUACAAGCACCCCAAGACUACAUACAGCACCCAAGACCCACAUACAGCAACCACAAGACCUACAUUCAGCACCCCAGGACCCCCACACAGCACCCCAAGACCCACAUACAGCACCCCAGACCUACAUACAGCACCCAAAGACCUACAUACAGCACCCUCAAGACUCACAUACAGCACCCCAAGACCUACAUACAGCACCCCAAGACCUACAUACAGCACCCCAAUACCUACAUACAGCUCCCCAAGACCCACAUUACAGCACCUCAAGACCUACAUACAGCACCCCCAAGGACCCAAACCCCAUACAGCAACCCAAGACCUACAUUCAGCACCCCAGGACCCCCACACAGCACCCCAAGACCCACAUACAGCACCCCCCUCAUACAGCACCCAAGCCACAUACAGCACCCAAGACCUACAUACAGCACCCCCAAGACCUACAUACAGCACCCCAACCAAGACCUACAUACAGCACCCCAAGACCUACAUACAGCACCCCAGACCCACAUACAGCAACCGAACUACAUUCAGCACCCAGCCCCUCACAGCACCCAGACCACAUACAGCACCCCAAGACCUACAUACAGCACCCCAAGACCCACAUACAGCAACCCAAGACCCACUUCAGCACCCCAGACCCCCACACAGCACCCAAGACCCACAUACAGCACCCCAAGACCUACAUACAGCACCCCAGGACCCUCAUACAGCACCCAAGACCUACAUACAGCACCCCUGGACCCCCACAGAGCACCCCAGGACCUACAUCAGUCUGA